Molecule: messenger RNA, 3047 nt
Organism: Nasonia vitripennis (jewel wasp)
Lineage: Eukaryota; Metazoa; Arthropoda; Insecta; Hymenoptera; Pteromalidae
Exons: 2
Coding region: 1140-1868 (242 amino acids)
Source: RefSeq, a predicted model, not a curated record
AUGUAUUAUUCAAUAUCAGCGCAACCCCAACUUUUUGUCAAACUUCAUGCUUUUGGGACUCGCUGAUAUAUUUGAAAGACCACAAGAAGUGGACGAAAGUCGCAAUAUUGUAAAGAAUGAAAUUUCGGUUACCAUCGACCAGGACAAGGUAGUCGAUGCUUCAUUAAAAAUGCAAAAGGAUGAUUCUCGUAGUAUGGUGACAAAAGAAGAUUUACAUGAAUUGCUUGAAACAGAGUCUGAUCUCCAUUAUUUGAAAGUACACCUCCUCUGAAAAGGCGAGCUACUGAACCAAUUAUGACUGCGAAAUUGGCUACAGUAUUAGAUAAAUGUAAAAUUAGUAAAAGAGACGUAAUGCAUUUGUUGAUGGCCGCUGCGGAAGCAUUCAGCAUUGAUACGCGCAAUUUAGUAUUACACAUCAUAUAUUCACAGAGCUCGUCAAAAUUUUCGCAAAGAACGAUAUGAUGCAAUUAAAAAACUUGCUCCACCACUUUUUUCUGGUUUACCGAGCACCAUCCACUGGGAUGGAAAGUUGCUUCCAGGAUAUUUACGAAGAGAAACUACUGAUAGACUAGCGAUUAUUAUUACAAGUAAUGGAAUGGAGCAUCUCUUGGGUGUUCCACAUAUCUCUUCUAGUAGUGGAAUAAAUCAAGCUCAAGCAGUAUUCGAUACUUUAAAUGACUGGUCUUUAUUAGAAAAUAUUGAAGCUCUUUGUUGUGAUUCAACAGCUAGCAAUACUGGUCGAAUAAAUGGAGCUUGUGUGUUAUUAGAAAGAUUAAUCGAUAAAGAUCUUCUCUAUUUUAGCUACCGGCAUCAUAUUUACGAGCUUGUUCUAAGAAGUACUUUUGAAAUAAAAUUUGGUAAGACAACUGUCCGGAGGUACAAUUGUUUAAAAAUUUUGGAGAUUUUUGGAAAUCUGUAGAUCAAACAAAAUUUGAACUGGGUAUUAGUGAUACUUUUGUAAUUGAAUCUCUGCAAGAUGUAAAAGAAGAAAUUUUAGACUUUUGUUCAAGUAUUUAAAAAAGGAUUUAAACAGAAGUGAUUUCAAAGAAUUUUUGGAACUAGUCAUCAUUUUUCUAGGCGGAAAAUUACCUAGUGGUAUAAUUUUUUAUCUACCUGGAGCUAUUCACCAUGCUAGGUGUAUGGCAAAAGCUAUAUAUUGUUUGAAAAUAUUCAUCUUUCGGAAACAAUAUUUGCUAGAUAAAAAAGAUGUUGAAGUAAAAUGUAGAGACGUUUGCAUUUUUAUAGUAAGAGUCUACGUUCAGGCCUGGUUUUGUACUCCAUUUGCUGCUCAAGCACCAAAUCAAGAUUUAAAGUUUUUAAAAUGUUUGUACGAAUAUAGAAGAAUUGAUGAAAGUAUAUCUGACUGUGCUGUUAGAAAAUGUAUGAAUCACUUGUGGUAUUUGACUCCGCAACUAACAGCACUAGCAUUUUUUGACUUUACUAUUUCAAAUGAAGAAAAGUUAAAAAUGUGCGAAGCUCUACAGUCAAAUUCUAGUGCGUUUGUUUAUGGAAAACAAAUUUUAGUCAAUGAAAAAAAUUUGGAUAAAAUAGUGAAUUCAAGUAUUAGUGAUUUUAUUUGCAAAGACACUUAUGAAACUUUUAGACGCUUAAAAAUUGACACAACUUUUUUAGAAAAAAAUCCAUCAAAAUGGGCCAAAGAUAGAAACUACACUAAUGGUUUGGAAGUUGUUAAAAACCUCAGAGUCGUGAAUGAUACAGCCGAACGAGAAGUAAAAUUGAUAACUGAAUUCAACAAUCUUUUGACUAAAGAUGAAAAGCAAUUGCAAUACCUAUUACCUGUAAUAAAAGAUUAUCGAAGCUUGUUUUCAGAUAGCAAGAAGGAAACGUUGAUGCGGCCAUAUGAAUGAAUAUUUUGUUUGAAUAUACGAUGAGAACUUUUUUGUACUGUUUUUUAAUUUUUACCUUCAGAAUCUCGCUUCGACAGAUCGUUUUUCUUUAUCUCAGCUUAUAAAUUUUCUUUUAUUUUUUUAAACUAAUAAGUUUAUGUGAUUCAAUAAUUCAAAGUAUAAAUUAGUAGAAAAUAUUACAAAUCAGCUUUUUGGCCUUUUUACCGUGAUUUUCGAGUUUUUUGAUGAUUUUAACUUCUUUUCUCGAUUGAAUCGGCAAAAGCCAAUUGCACCAUUCGUUUAAUGAGCUCAAAAUACAUAAAAAUGUAUGUUUUUGAAAAAAACUUUCCUACUUAUCACUGAUUAUAAACGUUAACAGUCCAUUUUUACACGUUUUUAUGCGAUUUUUCGAGUUUUUCAACGAUUUUGGCUUAUAACUUUUUUAUUUCACUAUUACGGUGAAAACUAAUAGCCCCAUUCGAUUCAGCGGCUCAAAAUACAUGGGAAAAUAUACUUCCAAAGUUAAAAUUCCAAAAUUUUCACAGGUUUUCAGAACGAUAAACGUUUUGACCCUUUUUUAACAUGUAAAUCCCAUAAGAAACUUCGGGUGCUUUGAGGCAUGUGAAAAUCGAUGCUAUGGGUUCAAAACCUACAUGCGCAUGGUUAUUGAGGUAUAUAGAAGCUAUAUUUGCCCGGCCCGAGUGAAAAAAAAAAUAAAAUUAAGGUCCACCCUAAUAAACACUCAUCCAUCAAUCUAUUGUUGUUAAUGUUUCUAUGUAAAUCCAUUUUUUGUAAUUAUAUCUAUCAUAUCAAAAAUCCUUAAAGUUAGUAUAAAUUAUAGAAUUUAGCAAAUAAUAAUAAUAAUACAAAAUAAAUGUAUAUAUGAGGUCGCAGUGCGCUCCCGACAGCACAGUAUAUAAAACUUAUACUUGCCAUCUGGGCGCUCUCAACGGUACAAUGAAUACAACUUAUACUUGCUAUCGGGGCGCUACCGCACUCCUUGACAUAGUCUUAAGCUAAAAGUUAUCGUAUAUAAAUAGCGUUGUAAAUAGCGUUAGAACAGUUGGAGUACAUUGUAAACUUAUAUGAAUCUAAUAGUAAUUAAAUUGUGAUUUAUAAAUUGACAUAGUCUUAAGCUAAAAGUGAUCGCCUAUAUAUAUAUAUAUAUUUUUUUUUUUCAAAUAUUCGUUAGAAAUAGCA